Marmota monax (woodchuck) is the source of this 1147-nucleotide messenger RNA. RefSeq names its product chromosome unknown C16orf95 homolog (gene CUNH16orf95). The coding region runs from base 1 to 888 and encodes 295 amino acids. NCBI's taxonomy places the organism in Eukaryota, Metazoa, Chordata, Mammalia, Rodentia, Sciuridae. The transcript is spliced from 6 exons. The record is from RefSeq and is a predicted model, not a curated record.
AUGACGGGCGAGGGCCGUCGCUUGGCCACCCGAGGCCGCGCCUGUGACUGCCCCCCGGGCGCACGGGGCCGACGUCUCACGGCACCGGAAGUGUGCCUGGGCCACUGCACUCUCCUCCGGGAGCCCGUCUGCUGUGAGUGCCAGGUCAAGUUCCAGGGCCACUGGCCUGUGCCCAGGGCUGAGGCAGCACUGCCGUACUGGGUCCCUCUGUCCCUGAGACCUCGAAAGCAGAUCCCCAGGAUGGUCCGGUUUUGUAUCCCCAAAGCCACCAAGACCUGCGCCUGCCCGUGCCACCACUUUGGGGGCCGCCUCCCGCUGCCUAGGACCAAGGCCGUGAUGCCAUACUGGGUGCCGCGGGGGCUGAGGUCUCAGAGGAAGGUGAGAAGAGACUGGCAUAGCAGUGGGGCUGGGGGGGCGCCGAGAGCGGGCUGCCCUGUCCUGAGGGCGUUCCCUGCAGAGGGCGGCGGGCCAGCUCGGCUGGUGCGCGUCCUUCCCUGGGGCACCGUGCGGGCUCUGCGCAGCCGCCCGGCCCCUCCCUGCUGGACAGUGAUUUGGAGCAGAUCCCAGGCAGAGGUGACCCAGGGCACCUCAGAGGCUGCAGGCCACGCUGCGAGGCUACCCUGCUCCGUGGCGGCUUGGGGGGACCAGUGCCCGCUCACGCCCAGCCCUCCUGCCCUAGACACCCCCCUGGACGUGCGCUCCCGGCACAACCGCUGGCGGAUCUGCAGCAACGGGCGCCCCCUGGCCAAGUGGCAGCGGCUGCAGGCCAUUGAGCAGGAUGAGCUGCUGGCCCUGGGGAGGGCAGUCGGCCCCCCGGCCCCGUUCCCGACCCUCCUGCAGGCCCUCCUGAGAGUCGUCAUGUCCAUGCGCCAUUAUUUUUGGAUCUGAAGUUGGACUGUCCACUGCUGUCAGCACACCCACAGAAGACCAGCCACGGCCUCCGCCACCUCCGCAGCCGGGAGCGGCCUAUGACCCCACUGUCUGCCUGUUCAUCUAGUUCACACCCAGAUUCCGUCCACGGGACUGGUCAGGUGACUCUAUUUUAGUGAGUUGGUGUGAAAUCGGGUGAGAUUCUGGUGUGAACACAGCCAAUAAAAGUUAUUUGAGAAACUCUAGGCUGGCCUCUUCAGUGAUGACCGUGGCUCCC